UUAAAUCACUUAAGAUAAAAUUCAUAUUCAUCAUAAGGCGCUAAUUGUUCUCUAUAACUAUUGCACGGCUACGCGAAAUGCCACGCCGUUCUUCAAACGCUAAUUCUGACGAAAGUCCAGUGACCAGACGUACUAGUGCUCGAAUCGCUGCCGCCCAAGCAGCGUCCCCUGCCAAGUCUCCAGUUAAAUCUCCCCGUCGUAAACGUCUGUCCACUGAACCAGCUAAAACGGUCUCUGAUGACACUGAGUCACAACAGUCACAAGUUAAGAGUGAGAGCAGUAUGGAGGAUCUUAAUGGUAUCGAUACUAGCUCCGUAAAGGAUACCGAACCAGCUGAUGAUCAAGUGGAAAUACCUCACAAAAAGACUAAGGUUGAGAAGGAAUCAGGCGAUGAUCAAUUGUGUUCCAAUCACGAGAAAAGUGAAGUUGAGGCAUCCACGGAAUGUGACACGGUUGUAAAUCAAACUCAAGAUUCAAAUGCGACCUCCGCCGACUUUGAAGUUGUUGAGCAUAGUUCAGUCCCACCACCUGACAGUGCCGAGGUCCAAGCAGCCAUCUCAGUUCAAGGUGAAGAUGGCCAGUUGUUGGUUGGAUUUGUGCAAGUGAAUAAAGAAGAUUUACCGGCACCUAAUAGUUUGGAAAUAAAACAGGUUUCGGCUGCUUUGGAGUCACGUAACGAAACAACGACAUGUGAUCCAGGUGUCAUAAGGUCGGAUCCAAUCGUAGAGCCUUGUGUAAACAAUCUGAAUGGUAAUCUCGAGUUCCAAGAGUCUAAAAAAGAUGAACCUUCAAAACCCAACGGCACUGUACUUGUUGAGGCUCAUCACAAAACUCCUGUCCCCAUUGAAGAGCCAGUUAUCCAACCACACGUUGCUCCCGUUACUGGAGAUAUUGUUCUCGAUGCUGUAUCGGAGGCGGUUUCUCAGCAGUAAUUCAUCUUAAUUCCUCGUUUAUCAAAUAUUGGUCACUUCACAAAUAUCAUAAACUGACUGAUUAGUUUUUCGUCGAAAAUACUGUUAAUCUGGCAGCCCGGUUGUUAAGAACUGGUUUUGUUUAAUUGUAUGUUCAUCUAUGGAUACAAAACUUUUAUAAAACUAACGAGUCAGUUAUAUUGACCCUCAUCUACUGAACUCCACACACGUUUCUAUCCAUUCCCCUUAUAGGUCACUGACCCUUCAGUAUAAAGCAAUGUGUCUGAUGAUAUUUAUACACAAGUUUUUUUCCGAUAUUUUGCUUCUUGUCUCAUUCCUUUAUGUAAACGCUUACUUCAUGAAAUUCACAGUGUUGAUAUUCAUCAUAUACUCAUCAUAUACGCUUGCAAGAUUUUCUAUUCUACUCAUCAUUGUAUGUCUCGUUUUUAACCGAUUUCCAUAGUUCCAUGUUUUAUAGUCACUAUGCAAUAGUUAUUUCGUUGCCUGUAUUAUCACACUCCAUUUGCAUUUGGUUGUUCAUAAAAAUUAAAAAUUCAUGUUUAAUACUUGAUCAAUGUAUUUUUAAAACUCGAUAUAUUGUCCCAUUGUUCUGUUAUUGCUUUUAUUUUGCUCACAAAUCUCAACUGUGAUAAGUUGUGUUAAAUACUUAGUUCACCCUAGUUUAUUAAUCGAAC
Schistosoma turkestanicum is the source of this 1606-nucleotide messenger RNA. NCBI's taxonomy places the organism in Eukaryota, Metazoa, Platyhelminthes, Trematoda, Strigeidida, Schistosomatidae. The record is from the annotation of a GenBank genome assembly.